AAUCUGGGAUUUUGCAUUGUGUAAUAUAACAGGCAGAUUGAUAUCACAGGCGCGAACUUAGAGGCGAGAGGUUGGGUUAGAGAAUCGUUUACCUGGUUUAACUCUGGGUUUGAGAAAGACAAGACCGAUUACUUAUUCACCGGCCGUGUCCGAGACAAGAGCUCGAAUAAAAAUAUAGAAAUGACCAACAGCAGCGAAGAACAACAAACCUCAUCACCUGCGGAGACCACUGUAGAGGUGGUGAUACAGCCAGCAACUCCAGAGUUGAACGUGGAACCUGAGCAAGUACCACAUGUGAUUACCACUCAACCGUUACCACCCAUGCCUGAACAUGAUGAAAGCGUGGCUGUGGUCAUGUGGGAGGCUACUGUUACUGGUCGGCGCCUCAUCGAUGAGAUGAUCAAUUUGGGAUCAUUUUACAUUGCGCAGGAAGAAAAGGCAGAAGGUCACGAUUUCAACGAGUAUGUCAUGCCUUACGGUAAACUGCCACUGAACGUGAUCCGCAACUACAACCUACGCAUAGUUGAUACGGGUCGCUAUCGCAUGCUCAAAGAGAUCCGCAACAACAAAAUGCUCAAGUCCAAGAGUGAAGUAGCUGCCUGCAAUGAUUUUGCUUCGUGGCUCAUUAAACUCCAAAAGGACAAUUUCCCUGACAAGAAAAUUAUCCUCGUCUUCUUUGAACCACGCCACUCAAAGAUUCUUCAGCUCUUCCAGGCAUUGGAACGCUUCCGUCUUCUAGAUGAUGUCAAUAAGAUUUUGCUUGGUUGUGUGAAUGGUUGGGAUCUGCUCCGUCAACAGGUGCACGAUUUGAGGGACGAACAUCGCAUGGUCCUGAAAGCCUUGGCUGACCAUCACCUCGGAGCCGACACACCACUGGAGAGUGCUGUUCAACGUGCACAAGCUCUUCAUAAGAUUCUGCGCAAAGUGCAUGGUGGUCGUAUCAACACUGGGGUACUUAAGGAGAAUCUAAUCAGUUGUGAACAUCUGUUGGAACAAGUUAAGAAGAUCAAGGAAGAGUUGAUUAAGGAGGCGCAAUGGCGACCGGUGUUUGCCGAUAUGUUCCGUCAAGGUAUUAAGCCUCGUCGGCGAGCUGGCUUCCUCCGCCAUUUGCUUGUCGAGUCGGGUAUUACCUACGCUGGAGUUACGGAGACAUUCAAAGAAAAGAAAGAUGACGGAGUAAUUGAAAUAGUAAAGGAAAAAAUCAAGGGCAAGAAUGAGGCUGAUGUGGAGGAAGUCAUUAAGCUGCUCAAUCAACACCUUGCCAACCCAGACAAGCCCAUCCGACGAGGCAGUGGCCGUCGAGCACCUCGCACUCGUUCCUUGUGUGCGGUCACGGAACUGGAUAAACAGCCACCGUCCAAGACUGAGGAAGAAAAUAACAACGACCCUGCCAAAGUGAUUUCGGUUGUUGUUGCCACUCCUACGGUCUUAUCUGAAGUUUGAAAUCCUCCCCCACCCUCCCCAUUCACUCGAACACUCCCUUAUUUUUCAUUGAACUUCACUACUUGAUUUUGAGAAAUUUGAUCUUUUUUAAGUUUAUAAGUCUUUCACGAAACAAGCUUGCUUGUCGCUUUUGGUUAUGCUUACUUCUUACCAGAGAUAACACUUGCAAAAUUUAUAUAUAUACCAGGGAGCUUUUUGGUAAUUGUUCUAGUCUGCUACUAAAAAAUCAAUCCAGGGUGUAUGUGUGCGAUGAAAAUGUAUCUGCAGUGCCUUGCAGUGCCUUUCAUACUUGUGAGUUGAUCUCAUGGAAUGGAAUACAAAAUACUCUGAGGAAAAAUAA
Messenger RNA from Daphnia magna, 1783 nucleotides. It is a transcript of the gene exu, whose product is annotated as maternal protein exuperantia. The coding region runs from base 181 to 1443 and encodes 420 amino acids. NCBI's taxonomy places the organism in Eukaryota, Metazoa, Arthropoda, Branchiopoda, Diplostraca, Daphniidae. The transcript is spliced from 5 exons. Gene Ontology annotation, biological process: bicoid mRNA localization. The record is from RefSeq and is a predicted model, not a curated record. Gene Ontology annotation, molecular function: RNA binding; protein homodimerization activity.